AUGGAAGGAAGUUUUACAGCUUUGACAUACUAUCUAAAGGUUGUAGGGCAGGCGGGAUCCCCCCCAAAACAGGCUGACCCUCCUCCAUCAGUGGCAGAUGGACAAUACCAGGAUGAACUCCUUCUUAGAGUAUGCAAUUUGUAACCGUGGGACGGGCGCCUACCACCACUUAGAGCCGAGCUCCCCUUCCUUCCCCUCGUGCUCAGGUAGCCCCGCCAGUGACACUUUGAGCGGAGACGGGCGCUUUGGCUCGGGAGGGAGCGCGGCCGCCGCCGCCCACCUCCCCCCGCAGCCCCCGGGCUACCACCCUCCCUCCUCGGGCCGGCCCGGGCCCUUCGCGGGCGCUGCCCCGACCCCCGGGUACCCGGCCCAGGGCGGCGGCCCCGGCUACGGCCACCACCAGCUCUACCUCGGCCAGCAGGACGCGGACGGGCUGUACUUCCAGGCGGCCGGGUACCCCUCCGGGCCGGCCUCCAACCUCGGCUCGCUGGCCGAGAGCUACUGCGGGGCGGUGGCGGCCGCGGGGCAGUACCAGCAGCAGCACCUUUACGGGCAGGAGCAGCCCGGCUACUUGCCCGGCGUUUACGGCAACCUCUCGCCUUCUUUAAACGAGGAGCGAGACCCCGCGUGCCCCUCCGAGCCGGGGCCCGGCGCCGCGCAGACCUUCGACUGGAUGAGGGUGAAGAGGAACCCGCCCAAGACAGCCAAAGUGUCGGAGUACGGACUGCUGGGCCAGCCCAACGCCAUCCGCACCAACUUCACCACCAAGCAGCUCACGGAGCUGGAGAAGGAGUUCCACUUCAACAAGUACCUCACCCGGGCCCGCAGGGUGGAGAUCGCCGCUACCCUGGAGCUCAACGAAACCCAGGUCAAGAUCUGGUUCCAAAACAGGCGGAUGAAGCAGAAGAAGAGGGAAAAGGAAGGUCUCGCCCCGGCUGCCGCCUCCAGGUCCGCGAAGGAAGCGGGCGAAGCCUCGGAUCAGUCCAACUGCACCUCACCUGAGGCCUCCCCCGGCUCCGUGUCCUCCUGA
Pipra filicauda (Wire-tailed manakin) is the source of this 1030-nucleotide messenger RNA. It is a transcript of the gene HOXB1, whose product is annotated as homeobox B1. Bases 98 to 1030 code for a protein of 310 amino acids. Lineage: Eukaryota; Metazoa; Chordata; Aves; Passeriformes; Pipridae. The record is from RefSeq and is a predicted model, not a curated record. Gene Ontology annotation, molecular function: RNA polymerase II cis-regulatory region sequence-specific DNA binding; DNA-binding transcription factor activity, RNA polymerase II-specific. Gene Ontology annotation, biological process: regulation of transcription by RNA polymerase II. Gene Ontology annotation, cellular component: nucleus. The transcript has 2 exons.